Gongylonema pulchrum is the source of this 198-nucleotide messenger RNA. Lineage: Eukaryota; Metazoa; Nematoda; Chromadorea; Rhabditida; Gongylonematidae. The record is from the annotation of a GenBank genome assembly.
AUGUCCAAUAAGGCCAGGCGACAGCGAUUACGAGUGCCUCUGGAUUUCACCAAUUACACUGUGUUAACAAAACUUUUGAAGAAUGACGCUCCUUAUCAGAUUCGUUAUGCAAUUGUCGACGGCGAAACUGGCCAAACGGAUUGCGUAUUCAUGCAAAUUAGGCUACUACCUCACUGCAACGUGGUUGGUACCAUUUGA